This is a messenger RNA of Priceomyces carsonii, 1140 nucleotides long. Its product is annotated as 2,3-butanediol dehydrogenase. Gene Ontology annotation, cellular component: cytoplasm. The transcript has a single exon. Gene Ontology annotation, molecular function: zinc ion binding; (R,R)-butanediol dehydrogenase activity. Lineage: Eukaryota; Fungi; Ascomycota; Pichiomycetes; Serinales; Debaryomycetaceae. Bases 1 to 1140 code for a protein of 379 amino acids. The record is from RefSeq and is a predicted model, not a curated record. Gene Ontology annotation, biological process: butanediol biosynthetic process.
AUGAGAGGAAUAGUAUUUCAUGGAAAAGGAGAUAUAAGGUACGAGGAGUCGUAUCCUGAACCACAAAUUCAAAAUGCAGAUGAAGUCAAAUUAAAGGUAUCAUAUUGCGGGAUAUGUGGCAGUGAUUUACAUGAAUAUUUAGAUGGCCCAAUUUUCUUUAAGGAUGCAAGAAAUGAGGUAUCGAACAAGCCCAACGUUCAAUGUAUGGGACACGAGAUGUCUGGUGAAAUUGUUGAGAUUGGUUCUAACGUAAAGAGUUUGAAGGUGGGUGAUAAGGUUGUAGUUGAUGCUACGGGUACCUGUCUCGAUAGAGUCAGGUUUCCAGGCACCCCAAACUUCAAAAACAAGCCGUGCGGAUCUUGUGCCGAUGGAAUUUACAAUGCUUGUGAUCAUAUUGGAUUCACCGGAUUAGGCUUUGCAGAUGGUGGUUUUGCAGACUACUGCGUUGUUGGUGAGAGUCAUGCCAUUAGAUACCCAGAUACAAUUCCGGAUGAUGUUGCAGCUCUAACAGAACCAUUGGCAGUCGCAUGGCAUGCUGUGAGAACAUCUCAUAUUGAUUCAAAGGGAUCCGCAUUGGUAUUGGGUGCAGGGCCUAUUGGUUUGGGUACUAUCUUUGCCUUGAAGGGUCACCAAGUUCAAAAGAUAGUUGUUGUUGAACCAUCCUUGGCUAGAAGAAACUUGGCCCGUAAGUUUGGCGUUGAGGUAUUUGAUCCAUCAGGAUUCAAUUCUGUCGAAGAGACUGUUACUCAAUUAAGGAAGUUGUCGAAUAACGGUUAUGGGUUUUCUCACAGUUACGAUUGUUCAGGAAUACCUGCUACAUUUAAUAUGUCUGUACAAGCUUUGAAAGCAAAUGGUGUCUCGACUAAUUUGGCAAUUUGGCCACACAAAGCUAUAAAUUUCUUCCCGAUGGAUCUCACUCUUCAUGAGAAAUACCUCACAGGCUCCAUGUGCUAUGUCAGAAAAGAUUUUGAAGAAGUCAUACAGGCAUAUGAACAGGGACUAUUAAAUCCCCAUGAAGUAUCAGAAUUGAUCACUUCGGUUAUACCUUUAAAGGAUGGAAUUGAGAAAGGCUUUAAGGAACUAGUCUUUCAUAAAGAUAAGCACAUCAAGAUUUUAUUUGCCGUUAAUGGGAAAGUGUAG